This is a messenger RNA of Aspergillus novofumigatus IBT 16806, 2056 nucleotides long. RefSeq names its product putative GABA permease. The record is from RefSeq and is a predicted model, not a curated record. Gene Ontology annotation, molecular function: transmembrane transporter activity. The coding region runs from base 336 to 1922 and encodes 528 amino acids. Gene Ontology annotation, cellular component: membrane. Gene Ontology annotation, biological process: transmembrane transport. NCBI's taxonomy places the organism in Eukaryota, Fungi, Ascomycota, Eurotiomycetes, Eurotiales, Aspergillaceae. The transcript is spliced from 3 exons.
CGAAGCUAGUAGUAGUGGAAUUUGGACCCUCCCUUAGCAGGUCCUCUUGGUUAUCUAUGAACGGCGGGAGCUUAUUCCUGGACUAUCUCUCGUGUUCAAUCUAGCUGGUCAUACUUAGUGGAGAUGUUAUCUUCUUGUCUUGCCUUCAAAUAUCCACUCAUUCCCCCUUGACCGGAUCGUCUCAAUCCCGGGACACUCUGUGUUCACAUCACCACUACCUUACUGGAAUAAAUCACUGAAUUGAUUUGAUAUCUACAAUCUGACCCUUUGACUUGAUAUACAUCGGUAUUGAUCUCAAAACUUCCCCGCACCAUCUUUCAGACGCCACCUCGGCCAUGCACGAGGCCACCGUUGAUGCCAGCGCCGACGCGGCGCUGGCCAGGAUGGGCUACAAGAGCGAAUUGCCUCGUAAUCUGAGCAUGAUGAGUAUUCUCGGACUUUCCUUUGCCAUCAUGGCCGCUCCCUUCGGUCUCAGUACCACCAUGUACAUCACACUGACAGACGGUCAAUCCGUCACCAUUAUUUGGGGAUGGGUUCUCGUCACCUUGAUCUCAAUCGCGAUCGCCGCGUCGCUGGCCGAAAUAUGCGCUGUCUACCCGACCGCCGGCGGCGUGUACUACUGGAGCGCCAUGCUGUCGACCAAGGAAUGGGCCCCGAUGAUGUCCUUCAUUGACGGAUGGUUGACGCUCGUGGGAAACUGGACCGUUACCCUCAGCAUCACCUUCUCGACCGGACAGCUGAUUCUCAGCGCGAUUUCGCUGUGGAAUGAGGACUUUGUUGCCAAUGCGUGGCAGACCAUCCUGAUGUUCUGGGCGGUGGUGCUCGUCUGUGCGCUCGUCAACAUCUUCUUCUCCAAGUACUUGGAUUUGAUCAACAAAGUGUGUAUCUUUUGGACGGCGGCUAGUGUGCUCAUCAUCUUGAUCGUCCUUUUAACGAUGGCGGAUAAUCGGAGGGAUGCGGCGUUUGUUUUUGGGCAUUACGAUGCGUCGGAUAGUGGCUGGCCUUCUGGAUGGGCUUUCUUCGUCGGUUUGCUGCAGGCAGCUUACACCUUGACGGGGUACGGCAUGGUCGCUGCCAUGUGUGAAGAAGUGCAGAAUCCUCAUCGGGAGGUCCCCAAGGCCAUCGUCCUGUCGGUCAUCGCCGCUGGUUUCACCGGUCUCAUCUACCUUAUCCCCAUUCUCUUCGUUCUGCCAACCGUGAAGGACCUCCUCAGCGUGGCCAGCGGCCAACCAAUCGGCCUCAUCUUCAAGACAGCAACUGGCUCGGCAGGCGGUGGGUUCGGCUUGCUGUUCCUCAUCCUCGGUAUUGCCAUGUUCGCCGGUAUUGGCUCCCUGACGGCGGCCAGUCGGUGCACCUACGCAUUCGCCCGCGACGGGGCCAUCCCCGGAUUCCGCAUCUGGCGCAAAGUCAACAAGCGCCUGGACGUGCCCGUCUAUGCGAUCUUGCUCUCUGCAGCGGUCGACUGCCUUUUGGGCUUGAUCUACUUCGGCUCGACCGCGGCCUUCAACUCGUUCACCGGUGUCGCUACGAUCUGCCUGUCGACUUCGUACGGUCUUCCCAUCUUCAUUUCCAUGAUCCGCGGGCGCCAGGACCUCAAGGAGUCUACUUUCUCUCUCGGAGCCUUCGGGUACGCGAUCAACGCGGUCACAGUGUGCUGGAUUGUCCUGGCCGUGGUCCUCUUCUGCAUGCCCGUCUCUUUGCCGGUGACUGCCAGCUCGAUGAACUACGCCAGCGUCGUAUUCGCGGGAUUUGCGGCGAUCAGCAUUAUUUGGUAUGUAGUCUAUGCGCGCAAGCAUUUCACCGGACCGCCUGCGUCGGCCGAAGAAGUAAGGGCGCAGCCUGUGAUGACCGGGAAGGCGGUUGUAGAUGCCGAGAAUGCAUAUUCGGAUGAAUCGAUGUCCACGAAGAAGGUGGAGCAAUGAUCUUGUACUAGUUUCUUUUUGUUAUGACCUCUUUUUUUUUGCCUGGUGGAGAUGAAAGUAUCUAUCGAGCACCCAUAUGUUUCUAUAUGUAUCACCACAAUAAAGUUGCAAGUCACAUAAAGUGAAUUGACGAG